AUGGAAAAACCAAAUGCUCAUUUGGCGCAUGGGUCGAUCAACAGGAAAGGCAAGGGUAGAGAACUGGCUGUUGAGACUGACACCACUGAGAAAAAUCUCCUUGAUGCGGCUGGAACACCAACGAAGAAACUGCCCACGGAUACCACUGUCGUGUCACGCCUCGCAAGCUCGGCCGUGGCAUUGGGUAACAGCCUAUUGUCCAAUCCAGACACUGAGACUCGACUUCUAGGGCCAGAGAAAACAGGAGGCGCAUCCGAUACAACCACGCGGUCUACAAUAGGUGAAGCGUCAAGGCACAAAGCAAAGACAGGUUCCAGCACGGAUCUUGGCAGUAGCUUCCGAGCGUCGCAGACAUACGAUUAUGUGCAAAGAGAAGAAGCCGCAUUCUCUCGUUUUCUGGACGGUAUCGACAAGUCUGGCCCGUCUAGCAUCGACAGUAGUGCCCAACUCAUUGGUGGCCUCGAGGAUAACACACCACUCUCUGCUCCCCAAAUGACACAAACAUUCCAUGACAGUCGAUUUGCGAACAAUGACGGCCAGGAGGUCGUCAAGUUACUAGACACUGCGUACGAUGAUGUAUUGCAAGCAGACCCGGAGCCAUCGCUGAGUCAGGAAGAUGAAGCGUCUUUGAGGCAGGCUCUUUUCGGAAGCGACGUCAUCUCAGGUGAAAGCAGUCAGGACAUUUCAGACUGGGCGAAUUUAUUGAACUUCGUCCCAGAGUACAUAUCUAACGGUGCAUCGAGCUGGGGCCAUAAUGAGUUGCUGCAACAUUUGGGUACAUCGGACGUUCAGGAAGCCAGCAAUCUCUGGGCUGAGCAAUGGGGUAAUGUGCUAUCUCGCUAUACUGACGAGGUAUGGGGUGAUCUAGGGUCGCUCGUCGAGGAGGCCAAGAAAGAGGCUCGUCACAUUCAGGAAAGUGGACGAGAGGCUACACCAUCAGAAGCCACGGCUAUCUUGAGGUUACGACAGAUCCUCGCCCAUGUUCGUGGUGACUAA
Truncatella angustata is the source of this 996-nucleotide messenger RNA. RefSeq lists its product as uncharacterized. NCBI's taxonomy places the organism in Eukaryota, Fungi, Ascomycota, Sordariomycetes, Amphisphaeriales, Sporocadaceae. The record is from RefSeq and is a predicted model, not a curated record. The transcript has a single exon. The coding region runs from base 1 to 996 and encodes 331 amino acids.